GCCAGUACUACUGCUUUGGUCACACUGAAGGGCGUGUUUGGUAAACAGAGUUGCAAGACGACGUGAAACUCUAAACGAAAAUUUAUAAACUAAACUUAAACGAAAUGGGGGCGUUCAAUCGCAGCACGCAAGUGGCCCUCGGCUUAUCCGCGUUCUCCUUUUUGCUUUUCCUCAUCGCGUUCUCCACGCCGUAUUGGCUGGUCACCGAUGGCCGCCUGGAAAAACCACGAUUCACCAACCUGGGCCUGUGGGAAGUUUGCUUUAAUAACUUCCAAGAUAUCCACCGAUUCUACGAUAACCGCUUCAAGGGAUGCAUGUGGGUCUUCGAGGAGGAGUACUACAUCAUACACGACUUCCUGCUGCCCGGCUUCUACAUAGCCGUGCAGUUCUUCGCAACGCUCUGCUUCGUCAUGUGUCUCAUCGCCCUGCCGCUGACCCUGGCUUUGCUGCGCACCUCCCGCGACGAUGACCGCAACGUUGUGCUGCUUCUGACGGUGGGCACAUGCCAAGUGGUUGGCUCAAUAUUCGGUUUCAUUGCCGUGGUCAUCUUCGGUGCCAAGGGAGACUCACGCGACUGGAUGCCCGGGUGGCAGAACAACGACAUGGGUUGGUCAUUCGCUUUGGGCGUGGUUGGAGCCGUGAUGCUUAUGCCAGCUGGUAUUUUGUACAUGAUUGAGGCGCGCCGCGAACGCUACAAGCGUUUGAACGAGAUCAGCAAUCGUCAGGUCAGCGAAUACGGCGACGAUUACUAUCAGGAUCAGGCACAUGCUGCGGCAGCGGCCAUCCCAUCAGCUCCUGCGCCGUCCUCAUAUUUUGCACCGGAGCCAAGCCGACCGCGUCGUCCCCAGCCAGGACACCGAGCCCCAAGCGCACCGGCACCAGGAGGAAUUCAAACCGAUAUUUAACGAAAAAAAGACGACUUUUGUCCACGAAUUCAAAUCCUUUUAAAAAUCCGAAUCAGAUUGUGAAGCUAUUUUCACUUUAAAGAAAUCUCUAUAUAUCAUUCCCCUAAAGUAGGAACAAAAAAUGUAAUCAAUUUAUACCCGUUCAUCUUCAGCUAUUGCUGAAAACUUUUUUAUUGUGGAUAUAUUCUCACUUUAAUAUUAUUUUCUAUCGAAUAUUUGCAUGCACAAAAGACCAUUCCGUUAUUUUAAAUAAGAGUAACAAUAUCCGUCCAUUUUAGCCUUUUUGCUAAUGUCCAGAUUGUGUUAUUCCUGUCCCAUUGCCUUCUAUGUAUGUGUUCUCGUGUAUCAAAAGUGUCCUUAUUGUUCUAUUGUAAGUGUCCUUGAUGUAGACAUUUAAAUUGGAAUAAUUUGAAUAGAAGGCUGCGGGAAUAAGUAAUACACUUACAGAAGCAUAGGGUAUGCUUUUAACCGUACCACUGAUAACUACUGCUCUUUUACCAUAUGUUAGUAUUGCUAUUACAUAUCAGUGUGCAAUGGCACAACAAAGAUCCAUUGUAUUUUAAUGGUUAAUAAAAAACACAAACAUAA
Drosophila kikkawai is the source of this 1493-nucleotide messenger RNA. It is a transcript of the gene kune, whose product is annotated as kune-kune. The record is from RefSeq and is a predicted model, not a curated record. Gene Ontology annotation, biological process: regulation of tube size, open tracheal system; septate junction assembly. Gene Ontology annotation, cellular component: septate junction; membrane. Lineage: Eukaryota; Metazoa; Arthropoda; Insecta; Diptera; Drosophilidae.